Onychostruthus taczanowskii (white-rumped snowfinch) is the source of this 1177-nucleotide messenger RNA. It is a transcript of the gene DYNLT2, whose product is annotated as dynein light chain Tctex-type 2. The coding region runs from base 152 to 730 and encodes 192 amino acids. Gene Ontology annotation, molecular function: dynein intermediate chain binding. The record is from RefSeq and is a predicted model, not a curated record. The transcript has 5 exons. Lineage: Eukaryota; Metazoa; Chordata; Aves; Passeriformes; Passeridae. Gene Ontology annotation, biological process: microtubule-based movement. Gene Ontology annotation, cellular component: cytoplasmic dynein complex; cytoplasm.
GGGCGGUGACCUUUGCAGGCAAAGCAGGCUGGCACUGGCAGAAGCAGGGCAGGGCUGACCCGUCCCCGCCGCGGCGCCCGCAGGCCGCAGCGCCGGCCCUUCCCCGCGGCGCGGCCCGGCCCGGCCUGGCGGCACCGCUACCGCUGCCGCCAUGGCCGCCUCCGUUACCGCUGCCCGCGCGGGCCGGCUCGCGCUCAGGGCCCGGGCAGCCGCACGCCGCCCAGCAGGACCGCCGCCACAGCCAUGGAGGGAGGGAAAAAGCGCCAGGAUAAAGACACGGUCUGUGUUAAGCCAUCAUGGUGGACAGCAGUCAAAAGGAAAAAAAGCACCUCAGGAUGCUUCAGGCACGGCUCCAACAGAAGGAAAGGCAAAGCCAAAAAACCGUAACACGUACAGACUGGAGCCACGUACUAAAGUUCAGGAUGGUUUAUUAAGAGACAAAGCUCAAGCGAUACUAACGAAUAAACUACAAGAAGCCACAUAUGAUGGAGCUUCUAGUCCCUUCUUGUGUGCUUCAAUCUCAGAAGAAAUAUUAAAUGCUGUGAAGGAAUUGGACUAUGACCGUUAUAAGUAUGUGGUAUCAGUGCUAAUUGUGGAAAAGGCAAAUCAGGCAAUGAUUGUUGCCAGCAGAUGCCUCUGGGAUGCACAAAGAGACACUUGGGUUUCAGCUAAAUGUGAAACUGAUACAUUUAUUGCACUGGCUUUGGUAAUGGCUUGUUAUUACGACUAAUACUCUGAAAGUCACAGCUGCAUUCGUGCAUCACAAUACAUGGUAUAUUUGAAAAUUUUCAAAACAUCAUUAUUUUAGUAUUCAUAUUUGUCCUAUUGGUGUUGAUACAUUCAAACUGACAUACAGGAGAUAAUUUUGCUCGGUUUUGCUCUGUUAAAAAAAAAAAAACAACAAACAAAACUGCUUGGGAAAUGUUUAUGGUUGAGUACAUAUGGGCUUCAUCUGUUGUAAUGCUCUGCUGUGGAAGUGGGAGCAGCUGGUGUAAGGCCAAACAUUGCAAAAUUUUGAAUGUUGCUUGUCUCUCGAGAGCCUAGGACUGUUCACCAAUGCUUAUAUGCAGCUGCAGGUAUCAGUUUGCUUAAAAGCAUUCUUUUUGUAAGAAAAAGCAGUGUUCAUUUUUCAUUUUCAUAGUUGGUAUCUGUGAUAAAAUGCUAGUCUGCCUAGAAA